AAAAACAAAAAAUUGGGGAUUAGAACUUCUAAUCCACACAUAUAUAAUCGCUAGCAGCUCAAAGAGACGACUCUGGUUCGCUGCUUCCGGAACCGAGCUCCUUUCGACGAGAGGAAGGAAGAAAAUGCCUAAGCAAAUUCAUGAGAUCAAGGAUUUCCUUCUUACAGCAAGAAGGAAGGAUGCCCGUUCUGUCAAGAUCAAGCGAAGCAAAGAUGUGGUGAAGUUCAAGGUUCGCUGCUCCAAGUACCUCUAUACUCUUUGUGUGUUUGACUCUGAGAAGGCUGACAAGUUGAAGCAAUCUCUUCCUCCAGGUUUGAGCGUGCAAGACCUGUGAAGAAACGGACAAACUUGAGUUUUGGCCUUACGAAAAUUGAAGGAUCUAAUGCUUGUGCCUUCAUUUAAUUUUUAUUUUUAUUUUUAUUUUCUUUUUGAAUAUGCUGGUCUGAUUUUGUUGGUUAGAUAUUAUUAUGCUUGAGAUUUUAGAUUUGCAGUGAGGUAGAGAUAGAAGAUGGUACUCUCUGUUAUAGGAUAUGUGAUUCCUUAUUGCACUUGGUCCUCAGCUUCGCAUGUUUUGUUAA
Molecule: messenger RNA, 578 nt
Organism: Manihot esculenta (cassava)
Lineage: Eukaryota; Viridiplantae; Streptophyta; Magnoliopsida; Malpighiales; Euphorbiaceae
Product: 60S ribosomal protein L38
Exons: 3
Coding region: 125-334 (69 amino acids)
Biological process (GO): translation; protein-RNA complex assembly
Cellular component (GO): ribosome; cytosolic large ribosomal subunit
Molecular function (GO): structural constituent of ribosome
Source: RefSeq, a predicted model, not a curated record